AUGACUAAGGAUCGCCUUAGUGCCCUUAAAGCGGCACAAUCCGAAGAUGAACAAGAUGAUGAUAUGCAAAUGGAUACGGGCAAUGCCCAAUACAUGGAAGAAUUCUUCGAGCAGGUCGAAGAGAUCCGUGGUAGUGUCGAUUUAAUUGCAAACAAUGUCGAAGAAGUCAAGAAGAAACAUUCGGCGAUUCUUUCAAAUCCUGUCAAUGAUCCGAAAACGAAAGAGGAGCUCGAUGAGCUCAUGGCAAGCAUUAAACGGACGGCGAAUAAGGUGCGUGGUAAGCUGAAGCUCAUUGAGAAUGCAAUUGAGCAUGAUGAAUCCGCGGGAGCUGGGAACGCGGAUUUACGUAUACGCAAGACACAACAUAGCACGUUAUCACGACGUUUCGUUGAAGUGAUGACGGAUUACAACAAAACGCAAACGGAUUAUCGCGAGCGUUGCAAAGGCCGAAUCCAACGGCAACUUGACAUCGCCGGGAAACAAGUUGGCGAUGAGGACUUGGAAGAAAUGAUUGAAAGCGGAAAUCCUGGUGUUUUCACGCAAGGAAUCAUCACUGAUACACAACAGGCUAAGCAAACGUUAGCCGAUAUCGAAGCUCGGCAUAAUGACAUCAUGAAGUUGGAGAGCAGUAUUCGCGAACUCCACGACAUGUUCAUGGAUAUGGCGAUGCUGGUCGAAAGUCAGGGAGAAAUGGUGGAUCGGAUCGAGUACAACGUCGAACAUGCGAAAGAAUUCGUAGACCGAGCUGUAGCAGAUACGAAAAAAGCCGUUCAAUAUCAGAGCAAGGCUCGACGGAAGAAGAUCAUAAUCCUCAUCUGUGUCGUCAUCCUCAUUGCUAUCGCAGCGCUAAUUAUUAUGAGUUUCAUUCCUGUAGAACCCAUUCGAUUUUUGUUCCCAAAGUGUGGUUUCUUCGAUUUCGUUGAUCCUGAAUACGUCACAUACAAAAUGAAGACCCGUGUAACGCGUUCUCCAUUCAUCGACGUCGUUAUAUUAAUAAACGGCUAG
Molecule: messenger RNA, 1005 nt
Organism: Necator americanus (New World hookworm)
Lineage: Eukaryota; Metazoa; Nematoda; Chromadorea; Rhabditida; Ancylostomatidae
Exons: 11
Coding region: 1-1005 (334 amino acids)
Biological process (GO): synaptic vesicle fusion to presynaptic active zone membrane; exocytosis; intracellular protein transport
Cellular component (GO): plasma membrane; endomembrane system; presynaptic active zone membrane
Molecular function (GO): SNAP receptor activity; SNARE binding
Source: RefSeq, a predicted model, not a curated record